This is a messenger RNA of Dentiscutata erythropus, 853 nucleotides long. The record is from the annotation of a GenBank genome assembly. Lineage: Eukaryota; Fungi; Glomeromycota; Glomeromycetes; Diversisporales; Gigasporaceae.
AUUAUAUCAUACACAUUCACCUUAUACGCUUCAUGAUUCUGAGUUAUACUUUGAAAAUGUAGCACAAGUUAAAAGACUUGCAGAUACAAUUAAAUAUACUGGCUCGAUUAUUGCAAUGGCAAAUAAUACCAAAAUUAAAGAAAAACUUAAAUUUUCUUUACUUCUUGGUUGCAUUAUUGGUUCAACACUUUCAACAGAAUUAAUUAGAAUUUCUAUUUCAAAAUUUCCACCUUGUGUUAUUGUGAUAAUUGCAAAUAAGGGAAAAGAAACAGCAACAUGUAUUUUUAAAUUGUAUAAAAAAUUACUUGAUAUUGCAGCAAAUCUUCAACUUAAAAUUCUUGGAUUUGCUACUGCACUAGUGAAAGAUGUUUUUGGAAUGAUAAUAAAUACUCAAAUUUAUAGCUUUAUGACUAUUUUAGAAGACGAAGAGAAGAAUCCUAAAGUGAAAAAUGAGAUUAAGCAACCUUCUACCCUACAAAGUGUUAAUAAUUUACAAGAGACCAAAAGUAUUUUUAUAUCUAUUGCUAUUACAAAAGUUAAUACAUGGAAUAAACUUAAUACAUUAACCAAAGGAAGUUUGCAAUUAGCUUUGAUAUUAGAUUCUACUCAACAAUCUCAGAACCUUAAUAUGGAAAUGAAUAUUGAUGUUAAUAUCGGAGUUGUAAAUAGAAUGUUUAAAAUUUCUGAAUUAGUUAACCAACAUCGUUGCUACAAAGUUUAUACUAGUCAAAGAAUGAAAAGAAGAGUUGUGAGAUAUUCUAUAUUUGCUCCAAGUAAUAGAUACAGUAGUCUUGUAUUAUAUCUCUCUUCAAAUAAGUCUGCUUGCUCUGGUAUUCCAUGUCAAAAUUGCUGA